Molecule: messenger RNA, 2287 nt
Organism: Lipotes vexillifer (Yangtze River dolphin)
Lineage: Eukaryota; Metazoa; Chordata; Mammalia; Artiodactyla; Lipotidae
Gene: CUNH2orf42
Product: chromosome unknown C2orf42 homolog
Exons: 9
Coding region: 97-1821 (574 amino acids)
Cellular component (GO): nucleus
Source: RefSeq, a predicted model, not a curated record
UGAUCAUCACAAACUAAUGAAACACCUUUUAGGUCUUAUGAAUUCAGCUUACACUUUUUCUGGAUGCUCUGGCAACUGAUAGAGGACCUGUGAAAAAUGGAACCAAACUCUCUAAGGACAAAAGUCCCAGCUUUCUUAUCUGAUUUGGGGAAGGCCACAUUGAGGGGAAUCAGGAAGUGUCCCCGCUGUGGCACAUACAAUGGAACCCGGGGACUGAGCUGUAAGAACAAGACAUGUGGAACCAUAUUCCGGUAUGGCGCACGGAAGCAGCCUAGUGUUGAAGCUGUCAAAAUCAUAACAGGCUCUGAUCUGCAAGUCUACUCGGUUCGGCAAAGAGACCGGGGCCCUGAUUACCGAUGCUUUGUGGAGCUAGGUGUUUCAGAGACGACCAUCCAGACAGUGGAUGGGACGCUCAUCACUCAGCUGACCUCUGGACGGUGUUAUGUCCCCACAUGCUUGAAAGCUGCCACCCAGGGUGUUGUGGAAAACCAGUGCCAGCACAUCAAGCUGGCCGUGAACUGCCAGGCAGAGGCCACCCCUCUGACGCUAAAGAGCUCGGUCCUGAAUGCAGUGCAGGCCUCCCCAGAAACCAAGCAAACCAUCUGGCAGUUGGCCACGGAACCCACAGGUCCCCUUGUACAGAGGAUUACUAAAAACAUUUUGGUGGUGAAAUGCAAGGCAAGCCAGAAGCAUAGUUUGGGGUAUUUGCAUACAUCGUUUGUGCAGAAAAUCAGUGCCAAAAGCUUGCCUGAGCGCCGUUUCUUCUGCUCCUGCCAGACUCUGAAAUCACAGAAGUCGAAUGCCUCCAAGGAUGAGGCGGUCCAGAGAUGCAUUCAUUUCUUUGCUUGCAUCUGUGCCUUUGCCAGUGACGAGACAUUGGCUCAGGAAUUCUCAGACUUCCUAAAUUUUGAUUCCAGCGGUCUAAAGGAGGUUAUUGUGCCCCAGCUAGGUUGCCAUUCAGAAUCAACAGUAUCAGCUUGUGAGUCUACUGCCUCUAAGCCAAAGAAGAGGAAGAAGGAGGAAGUAUCUGGUGCACAGACGAACAGUUCACUGCUGCCUCAAGAUGCAGUGAGCAGUAAUCUAAGGAAAAGUGGCCUGAAAAAGCCUGUGGUUGCUUCUUCAUUAAAAAGGCAGGGCUGUAGUCAGCUGUUAGAUGAGGCACAAGUGACCUUAUCCUUCCACGACUGGCUGGCCAGUGUCACAGAACGCAUCCAUCAAACCAUGCACUAUCAGUUUGAUGGCAAACCAGAGCCACUGGUGUUCCACAUUCCUCAGUCCUUUUUUGAUGCCCUGCAACAGAGAAUAUCCAUAGGAAGUGCAAAAAAACGGCUUCCCAACUCUACCACAGCUUUUGUUCGCAAAGAUGCUUUGCCACUGGGAACCUUUUCCAAGUAUACCUGGCAUAUCACGAAUAUCCUGCAAGUUAAACAAAUCUUAGAUACCCCAGAGAUGCCUUUGGAAAUCACCCGGAGUUUUAUCCAGAACCGGGAUGGGACUUAUGAGCUGUUUAAAUGCCCUAAAGUAGAAGUAGAGAGCAUAGCAGAAACCUAUGGUCGUAUAGAAAAGCAACCAGUGCUGCGACCCUUGGAACUCAAAACUUUUCUCAAAGUUGGCAACACUUCCCCAGAUCAAAAGGAGCCAACACCUUUCAUCAUUGAGUGGAUUCCAGAUAUUCUUCCCCAAUCCAAGAUUGGCGAGCUGCGGAUCAAGUUUGAGUAUGGUCACCACCGCAAUGGGCAUGUGGCGGAGUACCAAGAACAGCGCCCCCCCCUGGACCAGCCCUUGGAACUGGCCCCUCUGACCACCAUCACUUUCCCUUGAGGCAAAACAAAAGAGUCUUUCGCUGCUAAAUUUGCACAUCCCCACCCUUUGACAACUUUAAAUACGAGUUAGGCACUUAGAUGGCUGUUCCUUAGUGAACUAAUCUUAGCUAAGAUGCGGUUUCCCAACACAUUCAAGUGGAUUCUGUUGAAGAAAAACUCUUCUUGUACAUAGCCCUUUUGGUGCUGCUGUGUAUAGUCUUCAUUAUAAAUUGGGUGGUAUUCCUGGCUAGUUUUUAAAGGAACAAAAAGAAAACCAGCCCACAUACCUUCUCGAAGGACUCACCUUUAGAGUUUGUUUCAACCUUUUCCUAAUUCUCUAAGAACUUAGCAGCACUCGCCUUACACCAACAGUGUUGGAAAGUUAAUAAUACCCUGCUUAGGGCAGAAUGCUGACGAUCAUCCUGGCAGAAUUCCAGUCAUGCCCUUUUAUUCUCUUCUCAAAGCACAGUGUCACUAGUUUUUCC